CAUAAUCAAUUCGUUUUGUUGUCACACUGGUGUAAUAUUCAUGGCCUAUAAGACUUCAAGUAUCACAAGUUUUAUUGUCACACUGAUAUUAUUAGCCACAAUAUGUGAUGCACAAUUGUCUUCUACGUUUUAUGACGGUGCAUGUCCCAAUGCACUUAGCACUAUAAGAUCUGUGAUUCGUAGUGCAGUAUCUGAGGAGCGUCGCAUGGCUGCAUCUCUCAUUCGUCUUCAUUUUCAUGAUUGUUUUGUUCAAGGUUGUGAUGCAUCAAUUUUGCUUGAUGAUAGUUCUUCUAUAGAGAGCGAAAAGAGUGCACUUCAGAAUGCAAACUCAAUAAGGGGAUAUAACAUCAUAGAUCAAGCAAAAGCUGAGGUGGAGAAAGUAUGCCCCGGAGUUGUGUCAUGUGCUGACAUUGUAGCUGUAGCAGCACGUGAUGCAUCAUUUGCUGUGGGUGGUCCGUCAUGGACUGUGAAGCUUGGAAGAAGAGAUUCUACCACUGCAAGCAAAAGUAUGGCAACUAGUGACCUUCCACUAUUUACAGAUGAUCUUGACACCCUUAUCUCUAAAUUCAGCAACAAGGGACUCACUGCAAAAGAUAUGGUUACUCUAUCAGGAGCCCACACAAUUGGACAAGCUCAAUGCUUCACAUUUCGUGGAAGGAUAUACAACAAUGCAAGUGACAUUGAUGCAGGAUUUGCAAGCACUCGUCAACGUGGUUGUCCAUCAGUUAGUAGUGAUGAUAAUGAUAAGAAAUUGGCAGCACUAGACUUGGUUACACCCAAUUCAUUUGACAACAAUUACUUCAAGAAUUUGAUUCAAAAGAAGGGUCUUCUUCAAUCAGAUCAAGUUCUAUAUAGCGGAGGAUCUACAGAUUCUGUUGUGACCGAAUACAGCAACAAUCCUACAACUUUUAAGUCCAACUUUGCAGCUGCUAUGAUAAAAAUGGGAGAUAUU
Messenger RNA from Cajanus cajan (pigeon pea), 952 nucleotides. Its product is annotated as lignin-forming anionic peroxidase. The record is from RefSeq and is a predicted model, not a curated record. NCBI's taxonomy places the organism in Eukaryota, Viridiplantae, Streptophyta, Magnoliopsida, Fabales, Fabaceae. Gene Ontology annotation, molecular function: peroxidase activity; heme binding. Gene Ontology annotation, biological process: response to oxidative stress; hydrogen peroxide catabolic process.